This is a messenger RNA of Lactuca virosa, 1631 nucleotides long. The record is from the annotation of a GenBank genome assembly. NCBI's taxonomy places the organism in Eukaryota, Viridiplantae, Streptophyta, Magnoliopsida, Asterales, Asteraceae.
GUGCAACACCCGAAAACCCUAACUCUACAACACUCUUUCAGCCGCCACCUUAAUCCCGGGCAUCCCAGCCGCAGCCGGCCUGCUGCUGUGAACAACCGCUGCCGCCACCUCCGUUCCUUGCUGCACCGAACCGACGAGCAUCGCGGCUACCUUCCCUUCCGGUGAGAACGAGUGGCCACCGUGAGUGCGUCCGCUGCCACCAUUCCUCCAUCUUCUUCUUCUUCUUUCUGUCGCCAUCUGCAACCGCAACACGGCAGUUGCCGGUGCUGCUCCGACUGCCCCUCGCCUUCUUUCUGUCCUGCAGCAGCUAGCCGCCGCCGCCGCUCGUACGACCCUCCCAUCCGCUAUCCGCUGCUCCGGUCGCCGUACCACCCCCGAAGAGGAAGAAACCAAAAGUUAUGUAUCUAGCUUUAUCGUAGCUUUCACGUCAUAACACACUUGUAUCUACAUCUGCCUAUGAGUCAGUUCAAAAGAUUUUGGAUCACACACAACACAAACAUUCCGGUCUCCAUUAUGUGUAAUAGUUUGUGUGAAUUUUUUGAUUUAACAACACACACAAUAUGCAUCUUCCUUAAUGUGUGACCUAAAACAUGAUUUGAAUUGAGUAUAUGCUCUGAAUAUUCGUGAAUUUAUUGAAAUUUGAGUUAAAUUACGUGUUGAAGGCAACAACGAUUGCGGCUUUUACGAGAAUGACAGUUGAAGAUUCAAAAAAGUUGCUUUUACCAGAAUUCUACCCUUCUUGGGUUGUUUUCUCAGAGACAGAAGUUGACCUGGCUUAAUGCUCAUCUUACAAAGAUCUGGCCCUAUGUUGAUGAGGAGUUUCUAUUGUUGAAGAAGGAGGUGAAGGAAUAACUAUGGAGUUGGAAAUGAAUUAGGAGUUGAAAAUAGUUUAUUUCAGGAAUCAUUGGCAACAAUGUGCUCAAAGCUUCCUCAACUCGAUCGACUGAGCAUGCACUCUCAAUCAACACUUGCCCAGUGUCCAAAUACCUACAUCCACCUUUACCAGCCUACAAUCAAUAUUAAGGGGUUUAGGGUUUAUACCAUCAGAGUAAUCAUCAAGAUAAUAUGGAGCAGCAGAUGAUGCUCUUAUAGCUUGCCAUAAAUCAUGUCUACAGCUUCCCAUAUUUAGAAAGACUUGCAGAUUUAGAGCAUGUAGACCGGUUAGCAUCUUCAUCCUGGAUAUAAGAAAACUUGUGUAUGCUCGAAUGGAAUCUGGAAGUGGAAAUGGUGAUAGUGAAGUCCAAAGAACAAUGCUUGAGCUUCUCAAUCAGUUGGAUGGAUUUGAAGCAUCAAACAAGAUCAAGGCCCUUCUUAGGCCUGGAAGAAUUGAUAGAAAGAUUGAAUUCCCAAAUCCAAAUGAAGAUAUUCCAAAUAUACCCGGCAGGGGAGCUUUACAAACAUAAAUCAUGGCUUUUAAGGGCUUUACAUCUUAAAAUUGAUGGAAGGUUUUGAUGGGGAGGCUUCUGGAAGGUAUUUAGUGAAUUUUUUAGUUUUGAGUUCAAUUGUUUUUAUAUAGUUUUGGGGGAAGAAUCAACAUACAGAUGUCGAGCUUGAUAGGUGCGUGAAAAAUGGGAUACUUAUGUCAUAAACUUAAUUUAUAAGUGAUGUAUUUGACAAUUACUUUUUGAUGA